Molecule: messenger RNA, 2552 nt
Organism: Olea europaea var. sylvestris
Lineage: Eukaryota; Viridiplantae; Streptophyta; Magnoliopsida; Lamiales; Oleaceae
Product: phosphatidylinositol 3-kinase, root isoform-like
Exons: 14
Coding region: 140-2203 (687 amino acids)
Biological process (GO): phosphatidylinositol-mediated signaling; autophagy of peroxisome; endocytosis
Cellular component (GO): phagophore assembly site; phosphatidylinositol 3-kinase complex, class III, type I; endosome
Molecular function (GO): 1-phosphatidylinositol-3-kinase activity
Source: RefSeq, a predicted model, not a curated record
CAGCUGGACAUCACAAAACCCAGUACAGUUAUUCAUAAGGGGGAACUGCAAUCGUGCAAGUUCAAGCAACAACUUUUCCACUUUUCAAUUUCUGAACUCUGAUCUUCAUGUAGAAAUUCAAAUUAUUGGAUAAGCCAGAAUGAGUGGAAACGAGUUCCGAUUCUUUUUAUCCUGUGACAUCAAUCUCCCCGUCACUUUCCGAAUUGAAAGAUUAGAAGGCAAAUUACCGCCGCAAAAGCCCCUUAAUUCAGAUGAAAUUGAUUCUACUUCAGAGGAGAGAAGACCGGAGUUGUUCGUCGAGUGCUUGUUGUACAUUGAUGGCGCACCUUUUGGUCUUCCCAUGAGAACAAGGCUGGAAUCUUUAGGUCUAUCAUAUUGUUGGAACGAACUAAUUACAUUAAGUACUAAAUAUCGUGAUUUGACUGCAAAUUCACAACUCGCGGUCACUGUUUAUGACGUUUCACGUGGUAAAAGUGACGAAGUGGUUGGUGGGGCGACCAUUCAUCUGUUUAACAUGAAAAAACAGCUCAAGACUGGUAAGCACAAGCUUAGACUUUGGUCAGGGAAAGAAGCGGAUGGUUCUAUCAAUACAACCACUCCUGGAAAGGUUCCAAAGGAGGAGCGGGGGGAGCUGGAACGUCUAGAAAAGCUACAAAAUAAGUAUGAGAGGGGGCAGAUUCAAAGAAUUGAUUGGCUUGAUCGUCUUGCAUUCAAAGCUAUUGAGAAAAUCAAGGAGUGUGAGAAUAUUAAAAAUGGAAGUUCUCAUGUAUAUAUUAUUGUUGAUUUCUGCGGUUUUGAACAUCGAGUGGCGUUCCAGGAAUCAGGAGCAAAUUUCCUAAUACCAUCUCCUAUAGCUUCCACUAAUGAACUGGUCACAGUUUGGGAUCCCGAAGUGGGAAAAAGUAACCCCUCAGAGAACAAGCAACUAAAGCUGGCUAGGAGUUUAACUCGGGGCAUCAUUGACAGAGACCUGAAACCGAACUUUACAGAAAGGAAGUUGCAGCUAAAAGUUAAGAGCACAUUUCUCAAUGUUCAAGAAAGUAAUUAUGAUUAUGUCAAUAAUAAGAUCAGAGAAAGGGAAAGAAGUCUGCUUAUUGGGUUUGCAUUUCCACAGUUGGGUGCUGGUUCUAAUGGUGAUGAAGCGGGAUUUAAGUUAUGGCAGAGUUUGGAGCGUCAAAAAGAAUUGACUGCACAGUUGUGUUCUAUAAUGAGAGACGUAAGAAAUGUGAGAGGUGGAACUCAGAAGAAGAUUGAAAAGCUUAGGCAUCUUCUUUCGGGGCUUCUUAGUGAACUCACCUACUUCGAUGAGCCAAUUCGCUCCCCUCUAGCACCUGGAGUCCUUAUAACAGGGAUCAUACCAUCAGAGUCAUCGAUUUUUAAAAGUGCGUUGCAUCCCUUGCGUCUGGCUUUCCGAACUGCAAGUGGUGGAAGUUGCAAGAUCAUAUUUAAAAAGGGAGAUGAUCUUCGGCAAGACCAGUUGGUUAUUCAAAUGGUGUCACUAAUGGAUCGAUUGCUUAAGUUGGAGAAUCUCGAUCUGCAUUUAACUCCAUACAGAGUGUUAGCAACUGGACAUGAUGAAGGCAUGCUGGAAUUCAUACCGUCAAAAUCUUUAGCUCAGAUUCUCUCAGAACAUCGCAGUAUUACAAGCUACCUGCAGAAAUUUCAUCCUGAUGAAGAUGGACCUUUCGGGAUUACUGCCACUUGUCUCGAAACAUUCAUUAAAAGUUGUGCUGGCUACUCUGUUAUCACAUAUAUACUGGGCAUUGGUGACAGGCACCUGGAUAAUUUGCUGCUCCAGGAUGAUGGCCGUCUUUUCCACGUUGAUUUUGGUUUUAUUCUCGGUCGAGAUCCUAAACCCUUUCCACCACCUAUGAAGCUUUGCAAAGAAAUGGUUGAAGCUAUGGGCGGAGCAGAAAGUCAAUACUACACGCGGUUCAAAUCAUACUGUUGUGAAGCUUACAACAUCCUCAGGAAAUCGAGCAACCUAGUACUAAAUCUGUUUCAUUUGAUGGCGGGGUCCAACAUUCCCGAUAUAGCUUCUGAUCCGGAAAAGGGCAUUCUUAAGCUUCAAGAGAAGUUCCGCUUGGACUUGGACGACGAGGAGUCAAUACAUUUUUUCCAGGAUCUUAUCAACGAGAGUGUCAGCGCAUUAUUCCCACAAAUGGUGGAAACCAUUCAUCGUUGGGCUCAGUAUUGGCGCUAAUCAGACUUUGAGUUGCAUAGCUGAACAUAGAUAAUUAUCUCAAAAUAAAGGUUUCAGAUAAAUUCCACUUACUGGACAUCAUAUCCUGGAUCAUCGGGGCUCAAGAGUCAGGGAGCGCCCUCCCUCGUGCUUGUCAGAAUGAUGCAAACACCAUAGAGUUGAUAAUUUUAAUUUUCUGACCUGUAUAGUUGAAAAGCACUUGUCUUGGUUUGUAGUAAAACAAAAUAUAUUCUUUGGUUCUUGGAUGUUCAUUGUAUAGCUUUCAGAUCAUUGAUAUUUGUUGAAUCAAAGCUUGUGUUUGUAAUUUAUGGUUGGAUCAAUGUAUGUUGGUGAAUGAUGCCCUCUGUUA